Musa acuminata AAA Group (dessert banana) is the source of this 519-nucleotide messenger RNA. RefSeq lists its product as uncharacterized. Bases 1 to 519 code for a protein of 172 amino acids. NCBI's taxonomy places the organism in Eukaryota, Viridiplantae, Streptophyta, Magnoliopsida, Zingiberales, Musaceae. The record is from RefSeq and is a predicted model, not a curated record. The transcript has 2 exons.
AUGGUUCAAUCUUCUACAACAGAGCCAUAUUGCUCCAGGUCAAGCGAGGCCAGCGAUCACGUCGAGUGCUCCGGCAACUCAUGUCGUUCGUGCACCGCAGUCCUCGUCGCCAACUGCAUCGCGUUAGGCUGCUGCCCGUGCGCCGUCGUGAACAUGCUGACGCUGACCUUGGUGAAGGUCCCGUGGAUGGUGUCGAGGCGGUGGUGGCAGUCGCUGAGGAGAACAGGAGCUUCUCAGCGAAGAAGAGUGGCCGAUGCGGCGACCGUGGGAAGAGAAGGAACGAGCUCAGAGAUGAAGAGGAACUACAAGUGGAACGAAGAGGGUGCUGUGGGGGAAAGAAAGGGUCACAGUGGACGUGGAAGCUUACCUUCAAGUCUUGGAGCUAACGAUGGAGUUUGGGAGGAGUUGUAUCGAGUAGGGAACUGGGGGUUCGGGAGAGUAUCCUUCUCGGGCACUCAAAGAGAGUGGCAUUCAGGGAAGAACACCUCCGGUGAUGACGAGCUUGGAGAGCAGCGCUAG